Molecule: messenger RNA, 932 nt
Organism: Linum trigynum
Lineage: Eukaryota; Viridiplantae; Streptophyta; Magnoliopsida; Malpighiales; Linaceae
Source: the annotation of a GenBank genome assembly
UGUAUACAAAUUUGAUAGACAAAAAUGACAAACUAAAAGAAUAAACAUUAUAAACCGAAUAAAAUAAACAUUACAAACCAAUUUACAAAGAUUACAAACUAGGCCGACAAAAAUUACGAAAUCGUCGCCGCCAACAAAUCUGGCGAUGUCGUCGUCUCUCUCCUCCUCGACCGCUGUUGCCUCUCUCUCCUCCACGGUCGUCGUCGCUCUCGUCUUCUCUUGUCGUCGUUGUUCCUCACCGUCGCCGUCGUUGUUCCUCGGUGCCACCGCCGUCUCUCUCUCUCUUCUCCUCUACCGUCGCCGCUCUCUCUCCUCUACGGUCAUCAUUGCCUCUCUCUCUUCUCCUCUACCUCCGCCUCUCUCUCUCUCUCCCCAAACACUGAACACCGUCGACCGUCAUCUCUCACCGUCGUCGUCCCUCGCCGCCGUCGUCUCUAUGGAUCCAUCUCUUUCUCUCUCAUACAUUAAAAGGGAAUCUCUCUUCGCGUGCGACAACACAAGUGAGGGAAGGACUCCUUUUUUUUAAUUACAAAAUUAAAAUGUAUAAUUACUUUGUUGUCCUUCCUUAAAAUGAAUUAAUUAUAGCCUUAGGAUUUUAAUGAGCAUGGAAGGCUGAGAUUGACUUAGCCAAAUGACUAAGGGUUUCCCCUAGGGAUGACAAUCAAACCCAUGGUCGCGGGUAUCUGACCGCCCCCGACCCAGUCAACGCGGGGAAUCCCCGCUUUGACCGGGUAUGGGGCGGGUAUGGGUAAAACCCGCUUAAAGUUUGAUGGGUAUGGGGCGGGUAUGGUUUUAGCCUCCCCGCCCCAUACCCAUCCCCAUACCCACCCCACCAAGAUAAUUUCUUCAUAUAUAAAAAAAAUAUGUGCAUCAAAUUAUAAUCUAUCAAUGAUGAUGAGGAUAACUUGAGAAAAUAAAUAGUAGAAAUGCAA